AUGGAGUCGUUGUACCAUCAAACAUACAGACUGAUUCAAGAAGUUCAGAGUGAUCUAGGAAAAUACGAACGAGCCACAGCAAGUUUGAAAGUGAUUGAAGUGAGAGUUUUUCCACCCAAUAAUCCAGAUGUUCUAUAUGAAAGUAAGGAAGGAGUAUUUGUUCGCCGCAAUGGUGUUUUAACGGGUCCAAUACGGCCAAGUCAUAUACAGGAAUGGAUUAAACAGAAACAUUUUGCUGAUUUGGAUGAAAUGCAUUCUGCUGAACAGUUCCUGAAAGAUGAACUUAAUAAGAAAGAUGAGACAAUAAGACAACAAGGGGACACUAUCAGGGCUCAGAAAAGUGAAAUAGAACGUCAGAGAAAUGUUAUAGAAUCUAAAGGAUGUAAUAUAUUGUAGUACAAGAAGAGCAUUAAGAAUUUAAGUUCGAUACUAUUUAUGUUUAAUAUAUUUUUAAGUAUGACUAUAAAUAUGGAGUAAGUAACGGCCCUUUUUGGACUUUGGAAUAUUACAAGUACAUCAGAACGCUGUACACUCAACUCCUAUUUUGGUUUCCAUCCAACUGAAAUGGAACUUGGUUUACAUCAUCAGCAUCAAGUGGACAUAUACACAUUUUUGGGACUUUCUUGAAUAUCCUUUUUAGUAAUGGUCAGUUUUUUUGGACUUCAUAAUAUUACAACUACAUGAGAAUAUUAUGUACACAACUCCUUCAGCAAUUUCCAUCCUACUGAAAUGAAACUUGGUAUAUAUAUCAUCAUCAUCGUCAUCAUGAAGUGUACAUAUAUUAUGUAUUUUUAUUUUAUUUUCAUGCCUGAUUGUUCUUUUCUGGAGAUAUGGUCCUGUUAUAGACUUUAUUUAUUUUUCUGUCAAUAAUUUUUAGUGAGCAUGUGUAAGUGUUUAUAUCCUUCUGUUGGACCUAUUUUUCUGUUGUUACAUUCAUUAGAUUUGAACCAUAUACACUUAGUUUUCUAAUUCUGUUUAAUGUCUUUUGAUAUGAGAGUUGUUUUUAAAUUUAAUAAAAUACAUGCUUUAAAAAAUUUGAUGUACCAUGUUCAGGUGAUAUAGAAAUGUGACACAGCAGAUAACUUAUGUCAACCUAUGAUAAUUAUAGGAAUUAACUGGAAUCAGUCACUUGAGGCAGGGAUUUAAAAUCAUUCAAAGGGUUGCUAAGAUUUUACGGAUAGUAGGUAGUUGUUGGAGGUAUCUAAAGUAAGUAACCCAAACAUGUUGGUUUAUCCAUUUUUAGCUCAACCAUUGGAAGAAUCAGAGGAGUUGUUGGCAUCUGUAUCCCCAUUGGCUAAGUUUUUGUUUGUAAUCUUGUAUCUCAGUAACAACUUAUGGGACUGGAUUGAAACUUAAGACAGCUCUUGUAUAAAGAAUUUAUGCAACGUGAUGUAUACAAGGCGAAGGCUGAGUGGAAAUCCAGUUAUUUUUGUUUAAUCCAAAAAUCCUUUUUAGAAAUUACAGGCAAUUCAUUUACAGAUAAAAACAACAUAAUUAUUUUCAACAAAAUUUGGUAUCAGUACAUAUUGAUGAUAACACGUAAAUGUUAUGACAUAAACUGAGGUAAAUACAUGUAUAUGAAAAGUUUGUUUUUAAUGGUUCAUGUAUGGGUUAGUUGCUUUAAACAGUACAUGUGAAGUAAGAAUUUGAAUAAUAGCGUUGAUUCCUAAAGUGUUACUUAAGUCCAAGAGUUUAGAAAAAAUCACAUUCAUACAGAUGUACAUUGGACAUAACAUCAAUUAGUAUGUGAAUUUCGAAAUGGGAUAAAAACAUUUCUUAGAUGCAUAUAACCUGAUCUGCAUUCAAUGCUAGUUUUUGUCUUAAGAACAGAAUCUUUAUAAUCUGGUAUCAUUUUUAGUGAGAGUUACAUUACUACAUUAUUAAAUGUGUCAAUUUAUAGUUUUCACAACUUUUGUGCCUUUUUGAGAAAAUAAUGUCUUUGUAAUUAUGUAUAUAGUCCUCAUGUUCUUUAGCGUAUGUCAUCGGUUAAGAUUUGUAGGUCCAUGUUUAGCUGGACUUUUCAAAGAAAAUGUAGAGCUUAUAAUUGCACAUCGCCCUGGGGGUGUGGGUGGGGGUUAAAGUUUUUGAUAAAGUCAAAUAUCUCUUGUUACUAUCAGAGCUUUUGACUUGGCACUUAAAAUGUUAUUGAAUUUUGACAGGGUUAUGCCCCUUUAUAAUUUAGAAAAUUUUAGGUAAAGUUUUUGAUAAAGUCAAAUAUCUCUGUUUCCUGU
Mercenaria mercenaria is the source of this 2231-nucleotide messenger RNA. Its product is annotated as schlafen-like protein 1. Bases 1 to 396 code for a protein of 131 amino acids. The transcript has 3 exons. NCBI's taxonomy places the organism in Eukaryota, Metazoa, Mollusca, Bivalvia, Venerida, Veneridae. The record is from RefSeq and is a predicted model, not a curated record.